GUGACGGCGGAGCUGGCGGAGGAAGAGGCGUGUGAGGACCUCCCUGACGGUGUUAUAUUUUAAAAGUAGCUCCGGCAAAGAUGAGUCAAGUUACUAUUAGACGAGCUAGCAGAUCUGACUAUAGAGGAAUUUACCAACUAGUAAGAGAAAAAGCUGAUGCUCGUGGUGCAAGAAUUUCUCACAGUGUAUCCAUUGAAGGGUUAGAAGAUCUUUUUGGUUCAAAUUCCACCUUCAAUUUUCUGGUUGCUGAGGAGAAAGGCAGCUUAGUUGGCUAUGUCCUUCAUUAUUAUUGCUACUCCUGGGAAGGACGCACUAUCUGUGUGGAGGACUUGCAUGUUAAACGGAAGGAAGAGUGGGACACUAUUGCUCGGGCUUUAUGGAGGAACUUGGUUAAGAUUGCUCUGGAAGAAGGAUGUAAACAGUUUAACUUUCCUCCUUUAAGAGAAAAUGAAUAUGAGUUUUAUCAUGACAAGGCAAUAAAUAUGACUAAAACUAAUGGAUAUCGGUACUUUAGGAUGGAACAAGAAGCUAUGGAGAAAUUUGCUAAGAUGAACAAGAUACCAGAGGGUGUUAAGGUAAGAGAAGCAACUUCAGCAGACUGUACUGGCAUUAAUCAGUUGAUAAAGGACUUAGCUGUGUAUGAAAAUGUGCCAGACAAGCCUCAGAUUGAUGCAAAGGAACUAGAAGAUGAUGGUUUUGGAGAUAAAGUGUUCUAUAAGUGUUUUGUAGCAGAAUCUGGAGAUCACCUAAUAGGAUACACACUCUUUUUCCAUACAUAUAACUGGAUGGGUCAAGGUGUGUAUAUGGAAGACCUUUAUGUGGCACCUCCAUACCGUGGGAAAGGUAUUGGUACAGCACUGUGGAAGCAAGUGUUAGAGGCUUGUCUGUCAGUUCAGGGAAUCAGGUGUGACUUCUGUGUACUUGGAUGGAAUAAGCCUAGUAUUACGUUUUACAAAGGUCAUUGUAUGAAUCCACGCAGAGCCGGGAAGCCAACGAAUUGGGUCAACAGCUGCUAAGACGAGAGCGUUCACGCUCGCACAGCCGCCCUAACACAAAACACACCACCCGGAAUUACCCAACGAAAGGAGAUAUUGGUAGACAUUGAAAAAGAUGGAUGGCAGCUUUUGAUAUAUUCCUAGAACCGAGAAAGGCAGAAUCAGAUGGUCGCAGGAAGAAGUUGGUAUUACAGAAUGCUGCAGGAAUCAAAGUACAAAAUUUAUUUUUUGCAAAUACAGCGUACAGAAGUCAAACAGGAGAAGGUUGAUACACCGGUAAUGAUGCAGGUAGAUACCGCAGCAGAUGUAUCAGUCCUGCGAGUGGAGAUUACUCUUAAAAUUCCAGUUAUCCAAAUUAA
Messenger RNA from Penaeus chinensis, 1354 nucleotides. RefSeq lists its product as uncharacterized. The transcript is spliced from 8 exons. Gene Ontology annotation, molecular function: N-acetyltransferase activity. The record is from RefSeq and is a predicted model, not a curated record. Bases 81 to 1016 code for a protein of 311 amino acids. NCBI's taxonomy places the organism in Eukaryota, Metazoa, Arthropoda, Malacostraca, Decapoda, Penaeidae.